AUGGGUCGUGUUAUAAGAUCACAAAGGAAAGGGCCCGGUGGCAUUUUCAAAUCCCACACUCGCCUUCGAAAAGGCGCAGCAAAAUUAAGACCUCUAGAUUACGCAGAACGAAAUGGCUACAUUCGGGGCAUCGUUAAAGAAGUUCUGCACGAUCCUGGUAGGGGUGCACCCCUCGCAAAAGUUCAAUUUCGUGACCCAUAUCGUUAUAAACUUCGAGUUCAAACUUUCAUUGCAACAGAGGGAUUACACACGGGACAAUUUGUGUAUUGUGGAAAAAAGGCGGCCUUGACCGUUGGAAAUGUCUUACCACUUAGCGCCAUGCCCGAGGGUACAAUCGUUUGCAAUGUCGAGGAAAAAAUUGGUGAUCGUGGUGCGUUAGCUCGUGCCUCAGGAAAUUACGCCACAAUUAUUGGUCAUAAUCACGAAGAGGGAAAGACUCGCAUCAAACUUCCAUCUGGUGCGAAAAAAGUUCUCAAUUCUAAUGCACGUGCUACAAUCGGUAUUGUAGCAGGGGGUGGACGUAUUGAUAAGCCUUUGCUUAAAGCUGGUCGCGCUUAUCAUAAAUACAAAGUAAAAAGAAAUUGUUGGCCAAAGACUCGUGGUGUUGCAAUGAAUCCCGUCGACCAUCCUCACGGUGGUGGUAAUCAUCAACAUAUUGGUCACGCGUCAACUGUUUCUCGGGAAAGUGCGCCUGGUCAAAAGGUUGGAUUGAUAGCUGCCAGACGAAGUGGUUUACUUCGUGGUACCAAUAAAGUCAAAGGUUAA
Molecule: messenger RNA, 765 nt
Organism: Ambispora leptoticha
Lineage: Eukaryota; Fungi; Glomeromycota; Glomeromycetes; Archaeosporales; Ambisporaceae
Source: the annotation of a GenBank genome assembly